AUGGCCCCCUUCGAUCCCUCCUCCGUCAUCAGCGACCUCAUGCGGCCUCCUCCGCCCGGCCACCCCCACGGCCUGCCCAUCCCCGGAUCCGAGCGUCCCAACCGCACGGCCGUCUACCGUCACUGGCGGUUCCGCGACCAGCCGCUCCUCACCACCUUCGACCCCGAGGUUCAGACCCUGCACGACCUGUUCGAGUCGUCAGCCCAGAGGUUUGGCAGCUACCGCUGUCUCGGGACCCGCGCCUGGGACCCGGCGGCGCGUAGCUGGAAGGACAGGUACGACUGGCUCUCGUACGCCGAGGUGGCCCAGCGCAGGACCGACCUCGGUGCCGGCAUCGUCGAGCUCCACAAGACCAUCGGCCACCCCAAGGACAAGUACGGCGUUGGCCUGUGGUCUCUGAACCGUGCCGAGUGGCAGCUGACAGACCUCGCCUGCAGCUCCCAAUCCCUCUACUCCGUCUCCCUCUACGAGACGCUCGGCCCCGACGCGACCGAGUACAUCAUCAACCAUGCCGAGCUGGCCUGCGUCGUCUGCUCGCUCCCGCACAUCCCCACCCUGCUCAAGCUGGCCCCGAAGCUGCCCGGCCUCAAGUUCAUCGUCUCCAUGGACCCCCUGGACGCCGGCGAGGUGGGCCCCCUGACCAAGUCGGCCGUGCUGAACGACCUGGCGGCCCAGCACGGCAUCAAGGUCUACUCCCUCACCCAGGUCGAGGAGAUCGGCGCCCGGUCGGGGCGGGGGGCCCGCCCCCCCUCGCGCGACGACAUCAGCACCAUCAACUACACCUCCGGCACCACCGGCAUGCCCAAGGGCGUGGUGCUGACCCACGCGAGCGCCGUGGCGGCCAACUCGGCCUCCCGCCUAGGCGGGACGGUGCUCCCCAAGGACGUCCACAUCUCGUACCUGCCGCUGGCGCACAUCUACGGCCGCGUCGUCGACAGCGUGGCCCUGUCCGAGGGCGCGGCCAUCGGCUACUUCCGCGGCGACGUGCUCGGGCUGGUCGACGACAUGAAGAUCCUGCAGCCCACCGGCUUCAUCUCGGUGCCGCGGCUGUUCAACCGCUUCAACUCGGCCAUCCGGGCCGCCACCAUCGAGGCCGACGGCUUCAGGGGCGCCCUGUCCCGGCGCGUCAUCGAGGCCAAGAAGGCCAGCAUGCGGGCGCCGCCGGGCAAGGCGUCCAACAAGCACUUCCUGUACGACCGCAUCUGGACGCCCAAGGUGCGCGACGCCGUCGGCCUCAGGCGGGCCCGCGCGCUCAUCAGCGGCAGCGCCCAGCUGGACCCGGACGUGCAGGAGUUCCUCAUGGCCGCCUUCGCCGUCGAGUUCCACCAGGGCUACGGCCUGACCGAGUCCUUCGCCAACGGCACCAUCCAGCUCGAGGGCGACUUCGAGACGGGCAACAUCGGCCCGCCCGCCGCCGCCAUGGAGGUCUGCCUCGAGUCCGUCACCGAGUUCGAGUACACGGUCGACGACAAGCCCAACCCGCGCGGGGAGCUGCUCAUGCGCGGGCCGCCCAUCUUCACCGAGUACUACAAGAACCCCGAGGAGACGGCCAAGGCCCUCGAGCCGGACGGCUGGUUCCACACGGGCGACAUUGCCGAGAUCGACAGCAAGGGUCGCCUGCGCAUCAUCGACCGCAAGAAGAACGUGCUCAAGCUCAGCCAGGGCGAGUACAUCUCGCCCGAGCGCAUCGAGAACGUCUUCCUCGGCAACACCCCCAUCAUCUCGAGCGCCUACGUCCACGGCUCGCCCAAGGAGUCGACCCUCGUCGCCGUCCUGGGCAUCGAACCGGAGGGCUUUGCCCCCUUCGCCUCCAAGAUCCUCGGCACGCCCGUACCCCAGGCCGACACCGCCGCCCUCACCGCCGCCGCGCAGGACCCCAACGUCCGCGCCGCCGCGCUCAAGGUCCUCGAGGACAUCGCCCGUAGCCACAAGUUCAACUCGUUUGAGCGCGUCCGCAACGUGCACCUUGCCGUCGAACCCUUCACCAUCGAAAACAACCUCGUCACUCCUACUCUCAAGAUCAAGCGUCCCCUGGUCGCCAAGGCAUUUGACGACGUCAUCACCCAGCUGUACAAGGAGCUCGAGUCGCAGACCCCUAGCAAG
Messenger RNA from Geosmithia morbida, 2103 nucleotides. Its product is annotated as long-chain acyl-CoA synthetase. The annotation marks the transcript as partial. Lineage: Eukaryota; Fungi; Ascomycota; Sordariomycetes; Hypocreales; Bionectriaceae. Gene Ontology annotation, cellular component: membrane; endoplasmic reticulum. Gene Ontology annotation, biological process: long-chain fatty acid metabolic process. Gene Ontology annotation, molecular function: long-chain fatty acid-CoA ligase activity. The transcript has 3 exons. The record is from RefSeq and is a predicted model, not a curated record.